Molecule: messenger RNA, 1007 nt
Organism: Tympanuchus pallidicinctus (lesser prairie-chicken)
Lineage: Eukaryota; Metazoa; Chordata; Aves; Galliformes; Phasianidae
Gene: KNSTRN
Product: kinetochore localized astrin (SPAG5) binding protein
Exons: 8
Coding region: 19-825 (268 amino acids)
Biological process (GO): mitotic sister chromatid segregation; spindle organization; regulation of attachment of spindle microtubules to kinetochore
Cellular component (GO): microtubule plus-end; kinetochore; centriolar satellite
Source: RefSeq, a predicted model, not a curated record
GGCGUUGCGCCUCCGCGCAUGCGCAAGCCCGCCCAAUCGUUGGGCGCCGGCCGCGAUUCAAACUGCUGCUGUGAGGAAAGGGCGGGUGGUAUCAUGGAUGUGGAGUCUUCCCGCAUUCCUGUCUAUGGAGCGUUCCAUCGCGGCCCUGUAGAAACGCAGCUACCCUUUUCUUCAAAGAAGCAAUGUGCCGGUAAAGCAGUAGGGCUCGAGCUCAACAAAGAUCCCGAUUUCAAUUUUGGUUCCAAUGUUCUAGCGGACGGUGUGUUCAGAGCAACAAACCAAGGGAUUACUAAAUCUGCCAAGAAAGCGGAGCCACCUUUGAAGAAGGCAGUUACAAGAGGACCUCUGAGCAGGUACAAACUAGAGACAGAGCUGAAGGCCAAGAAUCAGCUAUUGGAAUCAGCCAAACAGCAAUUGCACUCCAGGUUAACAGGAGCUCAGGGCACUAUAAAGGAGUUAAAAGAAGAGAAUGAAGGCCUGGUGCAAGAAAUUGAAAAGCUCAAGAAAUUUCAGGAAACUUGCAUGGUGGUUUUAGAAAGCAGAAACAUUGACCCUGUUACAGGCAGCAAUAUUUUGGAGGAAGAAGAAAAAAUACAGGAAUGCCAGAAGCAGACAACGCUUUUAACUGAGAAACUCAUAGCAGAAUUGAGGCUAUUUAAUGAAACAGCUGAAAAAGAAAAGGAGGCACUUCAGACAGCAAUGGCCAAGUGGGAAUCAGCAGAAGAAGAGAGACAGCGUUCCCUGGAGAAGCAUUCCUCCUUUCAGGAAGAGAUGAAGGAAUGCGCAGCAAUCCUCGAUCAGCUGGAGCAGCUCUUGGCUCAGUGAGGCACAAGGAUGAACUGCACAGUCUCUAUUUUGCAAACUUUGUUCUUAUGUCUAAAACAAGAAGGUGGGCGGGCUGGCCCUGGGUGCAGGUAACACCUGCAGGAUGGUAAUGGGGCAAGGUGAGCAGCAACUGCUGGCUGCACAAGAGCCAAAUGUUCACAGCUAUUUAAUUGCCUGCUGGG